UCCAGAAAAAAAAAAGAAAACGGCUAAAGUUGACUCUUAAUUAGCUGAAAGGCAAAGCGUAGGUUGUUCGUCUGCUGUUCAAUCACACACUUGACGCAUAGAAAAGUAAAGACCAAUGAUUCAUUAGAAACGUAAUAACUAGAAGGAACGUUUGUUAAUAAAUUUAAGUAAAAAACAAUAGUUUUACCACGGAAAUGUAAAAGUGAUAUUCGCUUCUUUGCUUGCGACUUAAAUAAACAAAUAAACCUAACUGGCAUAUUUUUUGAUAAGCUUCAAUUGAACCAUUGAACCCGUAGAGUCACUCGCGCCAUCUGACGACGAAAGCUGGAAUACGGUCCAUGUCCGGCCGGAGUUAUGUCACUUGUCGUCCAUGAAGCUUUGUGUCACCUGCCCACUUGGAGGCGCUCUACCCAAUGGGCUUGUCGUUUUGAAGCCGUAACAGGCUUGAGUUGUGUGUAGGCCAGUGUCGUGUUUGUGUCAUAGCAGGUGAGAAUACCGUGACCUAUAUUGGGACACAUCAUCUACUAAAACGUGUGUAGCUUGUUGAAGAACAGAGAUCCAUUGCCCUAUGAACGAGUGACAAGACCUUCCUAGACCAUGCCUUAGGUGUUAAGUUCUAUGGACUUCUGAAGAUGCGAGGGUUUCCAAUGGGAGUUUUGUAUGCUGAAUCUGAACAACAGGCCUCUGACUCGGAACAACGCGCGCCUGUGUUUUUUUUCUUCUGGAAUUAAGCCUCUCACACAGAUUGGCCCGGGAAACGAAAACGCGUACAGCAUGGUGCUGAAACGACUUGUUCUCGGAGGGACAAUUAUUGCCGCCUGCCUCUUUUUGGCUACUUGUCAAAUGGUGGACUUAUCAGGACCAGGCUGUGAUCGUUUGGACGAUGGUUUCCUUUUGUCCAAUAAGGAGCAAAUCAUCACAGCGUACCACCAACCUCGUUUCGACACCGCGCCGACACGAGAUGACUGCGAUGUAACCAUACGGUCGCGUUCUGGCACACGCAUCGAGUACCUUGUGGAGAACAUUCAGUUCAACGAAUGUGGGGUGACCAUUACACUUUUUGACAACCCGUCGGCGUAUAACAAUGCUAUUCGUGUAAUUAGCUGCUCAGACAACAGCAAGGUUUACCGAGGGAAGACUAGAUACAACGUGAUGCGCAUCCGAGUGAGAAUGACCACCCCAGAGUCACGGGCAUUCACCUUUUCCAUGAAGCUCAAGGAUGACAGAGGUCCGUCCCUGGAGUACAGAGGUGAUGAAGCAGGCUACCAGGGUGAUGCUUUGGAUCCGGGCAUUAUCGCCGGCAUCGGUGUUGCUGGUGCCAUCAUCAUUAUCGCCCUCAUACUGCUGGCCAUCUACCUGUGCAUACGAGCUCGCAAGGCCACCGUGAAAGAGGUGCCGGGAGGUAGCACUGUCGGAGAGUCGAGCGUCUACUACUCGGGAAACUCCCAAGUACUCUUCCCGUCCGGUGCACAACGCAACCCCAAAGGUCGAUAUGGCUCGAUGGAGGACAUCCGAAGCACCACCUCCUCGCAGGACAAGACGAAUGGAGCCUAUAGUAAUCCCGCCUACACAGCGGGACCCAGAGAGAAAAAGUCUGAGCGAUCGGCGGGCCGCGGAGUCGCGAACUCCGCAUACUCCGUCGACGAUGCAGACACGGGGAGAGGGGAUACAUCAUGGGAGGAGGGAGAGGCGAUAGAUCGCGGAGGCUCUCAGCGCCGCUCUAGAAAAGAGGCUUUUGAUGCCAGUGGCGGCAAAAAACCGCUCAAGUCUGCCCUCAAGAAGAGAGAUCCGGUGGAGAUUGAGAUGGGAAACGUAAGCCACCAGCCAAACGGGAUUCUUAAGAGACCUCAUUCGCCUAGCCGGUCACAAACAUCUUCUGUGGAGGGCUCAUUGGACACCAAUGCCUUAGUUCACGGCUAUGGGCACGGAAACGUACAGCAUCCCAAUGUACACCACAAACCUGUGCUGGAACGAAGAAGGUCAAGGUCAGGCACACGGUCACAUCACUCAAACUCUUCCAUUGGCAGAGCGUCUUCACGAGAGCGGCAAAAGUCGUCUGAGAGGAAAAAACCCAAGCCUAACAACCGCAUGUACAACCAAGACGUGUUCAUCGAUGACUCUCGGCAGCGACGUCGCAGCGGCAGUCGAGGCCGAACCCGGUCCAACAGCCUGCGCAGCAAGCGCAGCGACCGCACCAGUGACUCGGUGGACUCUGAGUCCUCAGCCAACUCAAUUUCUUCCCGCAAAGUCAGCAUGAACCCUGGCGGGAAACGCGUACAGAUCAAAGGCACAGAGACAGAUCUGUGA
Molecule: messenger RNA, 2307 nt
Organism: Aplysia californica (California sea hare)
Lineage: Eukaryota; Metazoa; Mollusca; Gastropoda; Aplysiida; Aplysiidae
Exons: 6
Coding region: 661-2307 (548 amino acids)
Source: RefSeq, a predicted model, not a curated record